GUAAAAAGAUUUGUUAAAAAUGGAAGCUGACCUUUUACCAGAACUAAAAGAAACUAUUUGGGACAAAGAUCCAGAACUCUCAAAGAAAUCAGUGAUUAACAUGAGAGGUCUCCAUUUGAAUGAUAAAUAGAACUGAAUGAAACUACUGUUCGAAUCCUGUGAAAGAGGAAAAUCAUUUCUAUUGUUGGGGCAUGACUUGUACUAAACUGAGAACUGAUGAUUAUGAAAAAGCAUUAGAUUUGGGUUGGCAAAGAUCAGGCACUUGGUUGUACAGACCUGAUAUAAAAUAAAUCUUGCUGUCCUCUUUACACCCCUCGGAUUGAUAUUACCGAAUUUAAGAUUUCAAAGCAGCAGAAGAAGCAUAUGAAGAGGUUCAAUCAAUACAUAAAUGGGACAAGACUUUCCAAGUCUAAAACCGAUGAAGUAAUCCUCAAAGAUCCUGAAGAAAUCAAGAGAGCUACCAAUCAGAAGCAGUACGAUUCUUUCCUAGAGAACCUCAAAACUGAGCGUGAAGAAAUACGAAAUUUCGUCUUCGACUCCAUCUUUAACAAAGAAACCUUCAUUGACGAGCAAAUGACGGAUGAGAAGAAGAAAAAUGUGAGAAAUUUAAUGAAGAUCGAGGAUAUUCAUGUAGAAGAGGCCACAAAUAACCGAGCUCAUUACAUCUGUGAUAUAGUCAAUGUUGUUAUGCAAGAGACCGGGAUGAUAGAACCCGAAAUGAGGGAAUUAAUUGAGCCUACUAUCGACCAACUGCUCUCCAUGAAUUCCCAGUUUUUGGAGAAGUAUGAUAUCUAUCAGGGAUAUGAGAACCAAGGCAAACUCAUUUUUGUAUCAAAGAAGUAUAUCAGUAUUCAAAGAGCUAAAGAAGUUAUCUUUAAUGAUGAUGAGGAGGCCAAAGUUGAUGAAAAUAAUGAGUUUGGUUAUAAAGAGCAUGGGGAAGAACAAAAGAUCGCACAGGAAGCUGGGAAUUCCCGAUCUUAUACCGAAUUCUUCGAGGAGUUCGUUCCAAAUAUUACAAAAGAGGAAGAAAGAAAGCAUAGAUAUACUGUAUCGUUGCACAGAGCAAUCUGUUAUGAGGAAAAUUUGCAGGUUUUCAGGAAAUUUGACUAUAUCAGAUUCAAUAAGGAAAGAGUUAAGAGUGAUUUUGAAAGAUUCUUAACCAAUAGUCCACUGUAUGACCCUAAAGACCCUAACUUUCCUAAUUCUAGAACUUUUAGAGAUGAUGCAAAGAUAGAUGGAGAAAGAGUAUUUAUUGAUGAAGGAGUUAGUCCAAAGUAUUUUGGCUCAUAUCAUAUGCAUCAUAGAAUUGAUGGCAGGCUAGUUGCUAUAAACGUUUUGGAUAUCACAGAAAAUACUAUGAGUUCAAUCUACACUUUCUAUGAUCCUGAAUACAGUUUCUUAUCUUUGGGACAAGUAACUGCUGUGAGGGAAAUAGAAUACAUGUUAAAGAUACGUAAGGAGUUCAAUAGCUCCCUUAAGUAUUAUUACAUGGGUUAUUAUGUUCAUAAUUGCCAAAAGAGUGUAUAUAAAGAGCAUAUGCAUCCUCAGAACCUUUUGUGUCCAAUCACUUACACCUACGUACCCCUGACUCCUGAGGUGAAGGCCAAGAUUGCUGCAGAGAAGUUCUGACAACUAAACGAAGAAGCUCAACCUGUUAAAAACAAGAAUUUUGCUGAAAUUCUUGAAUAUAUUUCUAGCUUCAAACUAAUCCAUGAAAGGGACAACUUCUUGCAUAUUAACCAGAUCAGGAGUGACAUGUCACACACGUUUAGUGAACAACUUGUUGGGCUGUACCAAAUAAUGGGCAGCUUCCUUUUUGAGACUUUCAUAUUUGAAUAUUUGUAG
This is a messenger RNA of Moneuplotes crassus, 1845 nucleotides long. Lineage: Eukaryota; Ciliophora; Spirotrichea; Euplotida; Euplotidae. The record is from the annotation of a GenBank genome assembly.